Molecule: messenger RNA, 3242 nt
Organism: Schistocerca piceifrons (Central American locust)
Lineage: Eukaryota; Metazoa; Arthropoda; Insecta; Orthoptera; Acrididae
Product: UDP-glucosyltransferase 2-like
Exons: 7
Coding region: 46-1638 (530 amino acids)
Molecular function (GO): UDP-glycosyltransferase activity
Source: RefSeq, a predicted model, not a curated record
UGUGUUCGCUGCAGCCACCGGUGGGGGUUAGCACCGAGAGCGAUUAUGCGGCUGUUGGGCCUGCUGCUGUGUUCGGCGGCGCUGGUGGCUGCGGCGGUGCCCGGCUGCCGGGCUGCGCGCAUCCUGGGCCUGUUCCACUUCCAGGGCCGCAGCCACUGGGCCAUGGUGGAGCCGCUGCUGCAGCAGCUCGCCGCCAGGGGGCACAACCUCACCGUCGUGUCGCACUUCCCGCAGAAGAGCCCGCCGCCCAACUACCGCGACGUCAGCAUCCGCGGCUCGGUGCCGACCAUCGUCAACAACCUUACCGUCGACUUCGUGCGCAGCCUCAAUGUGGUGUUCUUCAUGUGGCAGAACACCUACGACUACUGCGAGAACAUCUUCGAACAUCCCGGACUGACCGAAAUCUUGACGACGAACGAGAAGUACGAUCUCAUAAUGACGCAGGUGUUCGGGGCGGACUGCUUCGCCGGCUUCCUGCACCGCUUCCGGGGCACGCCCGUGGUGAGCCUGACAACGAGCGUGAUGCUGCCCUGGAGCAACACUCGCAUGGCCAACCCGGACCACCCGGCCUACAUCCCCAACUACUACCUGCCGUACGGCCCGCGAAUGAGCUUCACCGAGCGGCUCGUCAACACAAUCGCCACGGUCGCCACCAGCGUCGGCUUCGACUACUACUCCGCCAGCCUGGUGGACCGCCUCAACAGGCGAUAUUUCGGCAAGGGGAUUCCCAGGACGGCGGACUUGGUGACAAACACGAACCUGAUGCUGGUCAACAGCCACUUCAGCAUCAACCACCCGCGGCCCUUCGUCCCCAACGUAGUGGAAGUCGGCGGAAUGCACAUCCCCAGCAAGCCUAAGAAACUGCCAGAUGAUAUGAAGCGGUUCCUGGACGGGGCCCCGGAAGACGUGGGCGCCGUGCUGUUUACGUUCGGCUCGCUGGUGCGGACGGAGACGAUGCCGCUCCAGAAGCUGGUGGCCUUCGUAGCCGCGUUCAGGCAGCUGGCCCCGCAGCGCUUCAUAUGGAAGGUGGACGCGUCUGCCCUCGCCGAACUGGGACUCACCGUCCCCGACAACGUUUACACGGCCAACUGGGUGCCGCAGUUCGACGUGCUCAGCCACCCCAAGAUGCGGGCGUUCAUCUCUCACGGUGGGCUCAUGGGGACGCUGGAGGCGGUCCACUGCGGAGUGCCGGUGCUGGGGAUCCCGCUGUUCGCCGACCAGAAGCUCAACGUGCCCAACAUGGUGCGCCACGGCGUCGCCAUGCAGUUCGAGCUGGACUACGUCAACACCGACCUGCUCGUCUACGCGCUGCGCAGGAUCACCGCGCCGGGAUCAAAGUACCGGCUGCGCGCCAAAGAGCUGUCGUGGCAGUUCCGCGACCGGCCACGGACGCCGCUGGAGGAGGCGGUGUACUGGACGGAGUACGUGAUCCGGCACCGCGGCGCGCUGCACAUGCGGCCCGCCUCGCUGCGGCUCAGCUGGUACCAGUACCUGCUGCUCGACGUACUCGCCUUCAUCGCCUGCACCUUCUGCCUCACCACCACGCUCACCUGGAUCCUCCUUAAAAACUGCCUGUGCACGCACAGUCAGAGGAAGCGCAAGAGGUCGCGGAUCGAGAGGAGGUUCAGAGCGACCUGAAUGACCGCGCACUAGGCCGACACCGUCCCCCAAAGUGUUGCCCGACCUGUGACGUCCUGUUUGAAGACUGGAUACCUGGUUGAAUACUAGCUCGUAGUAGGAAUCUCUUAGUCCUUGGCUUCUGGAGACUGAGAAGCAUUUUUCAUUGGGGAAUAUCUUUAAACUGCCAUUAAUGAAUUGGUAGGUAGUUGCUUACCACUAACUAUUAUAGAGCAGUUUCCGACACGUUCCACUAUACAAGUUGACUGAUUACUCAGGAAAAUAUAUGGCGCAUAGAGGGACACACACAGUUCUAAGGGCAAAAUUGUUUUUGUCGUGUUACUGUGCCAAAGAAAUGGCAAAGUAGUUGAAUUUCUUGACAUGGAGAAAGGUGAAGGGAGCUUUUGAAAGUUUUCGUGUGCCUGUGAAAGCUAGAAGGAAACAUCGGCAAGACUGCACUACUUGCGCGCGCUGUAGCCCUCUCUGAAGGCGGCUCUUCGUGUUUACAGCUGAAACGUCCCGUGACAUGAAACUGCCUGCACGCACUGUAGUAUCGGAAAUGUGUGGCUCGCAUUUCCUUAUCCGUCUGCUCUUCCUCAGUGUUGAAAUAAGUUAUUUCCCGAUCUUGCCAGCGCUAGCUGAUACAAAGCAGGACUUUGAUGUAUGAACAGAUACGUAAGUGUCUGUCUUUCUCUUGUUGCCGGCCGUAGUGGCCGAGGGGUUCUAGGCACUACAGUCUGGAACCGCGCGACCGCUACGGUCGCAGGUUCGAAUCCUGCCUCGGGCAUGGAGGUGUGUUAUGUCCUUAGGUUAGUUAGGUUUAAGUAGUUCUAAGUUUUAGGGGACUGAUGACCUCAGAAGUUAAGUCCCAUAGCGCUCAGAGCCAUUUGAACCAUUUUUUUUCCUUUUGUUAACAGCAAGUCGAGGAUGAAGCACAACAACGGAACUUGGCGCCUUUCUUUUUUCUUUUUUUUUUUAACUGGCUUUCGAUACAUACCCUUACAGACAUACCAACAGUGGAAUCAUUUACAAUGAUACGAACGUUAAGAUAACACGACACUCAGUCCCCGAGCAGAGAAAAUCUCCGCUUCUUGGCAUCUCGUGCAUAUCGACAAUGUGGUUCUCGGACUACUUUUCCUUACUUAUGACUCACAAUCCAGAGAAUCUACACGUCAAAGCAGGCUUUUCCAAUAACUUAAGUUGCCACAGACGUCUAAGAUUAUAUUCUUUCACUCCUCCGCCAACAUUUGUAGCUGCUUUUAUCUGGUAGAUGGUGCUGUAAUUCGUGAGAGAAAUACUCAGCUCCCUUUACAUCACAGCCCUAGUCUCGUCAUUCUGUUUCAUUUAAACCACUUGUUUAUCAUCUACUUUCCACGUAGGAAAAACAAAACCCCUUUAUACUUCAAUUAAUUUCUUCAAGGAGGAAAACAAAAUCACACGCACGAGAUGGCAGUACGUGUAGGAAGCGUUGGUAGCUUCGUGUAGAAUCUGGACCUACCGAAAGUGUGGCACAACAACAGUUCACCUUCCAGUUAUUAGCGUCGCAUUGGUAUGAUGCCAAUUCGUGACGUUCGACAAUAGGCAGUUAAGGUUUCAGUGUUCUAGUGAGCUCUUUGGUUUUCUCU